GCGCUCCUCGUUUUCAUCUCUCAUUCGCAUUUCAAUUCUCGUUGCGAGCGGACGUCUUUGAUUGUGGCUGCGCAGUUCCAAUCAAUCAAAUCGUUAUCUGAAAUUCAUUUAAAUUAAUGAAAAAUAUAUAAAAUUGUGCCAAAAAAAAAGAAGUAAAUACUCAAGAGGAAAUCCAAUUCUAUGAAUAAUCUAAAUAAAUCAAAUGCAACAAAUGCGACGUGUUCAAAUCGAGUGUUAAACAUAGUGAAAUAAUUCGUCGAGUGACUACCCCUAUUUACAGAGCGUCGUAGACUACCCCUAGUAGUAAACGCAUAAUUUGUUAGUGUCAUUUAUACGGGGCAGCUGUGCAUAUAAUUUGCGACGCAACUGUAAACACAAAAAGCCGUCAAACUGUGGGGCUCCGGGGCAUAUUUUCUUUCUCCGCAAGGAAUGUAUUAUCCGCACAUGGUGCCAGCCGGCGUGGCGCCUUUUGCGGGCGCACCAGCUGGCUUUGCCGCCGCUCCUGGACCGGCGGCUGCGGCCGCUGCAGCCGCUGCCGCUGCUGGUGCGUCCACAGCGGCAGAGAGUUUGUCCCUGGCCGUGACAGCAGCCGCGAUCAAAAGUGAGCAGCCGGGAAUGCAGCUAAAGGCAGCCGGUGAAUCCUCAGCAGCUGGCAAUGGCAACACAGGAGCCGCAGGAGCGGCACCAGCAACAGUGGCAGUUGCCACCAGCGUUGCCGAUGGCGUUGUUGUUAACACACCGUUGUAUAUGCAACAAAAGACAAAUCUGUCAACACAACAACAACAGCAACAACAAGCAACACAACAGACACAGUACAAUGGCAGCAUCAGCAAUGGGACCGCUGCCUGCGUGCCAGCAACAACUGCCACGACGUUGGUCACGCAACAACAGCAGCAGCAUCAGCAACAACAACAACAACAGCAGCAGCAGCAGCAACUACCCGCAUCUCUGACAAAUGGACACACCAUGGAGCAACUGCAGCAGCAGCAGCAACAACAACAGCAGCUACCGCAUACCCCACAGAAUGUGCUCAGCAUUUCCACAGUAUUGAUUGCCAAUGAGGCAGCCGAGCCACAGCAGAACUCAGCGUUGCCACAUGCUGCCGGCGGCGCUGGGGGAGGUACUGCCGGAGGUGGUGGUGGAAGUAUUGGUACACCAAGCUCACCGCUCAGCAGCUCACCGUCCAGCGUUACAGUUGCCACAACAGCAGCAGCAACCACACUCAAUGGCAAUAGCAACAGCAACAUGGCCACUGAUGGCAAUAUAUCGGGCAACACAUCACCAAUUGCUAGCGGAGAGCCGCUGCUACAAACACCACCAGCCCUACAACAACAACAGCAACAACAACAACAGCAGCAACAACAGCAACAAUCGCUGAUUAUAUGCAGCAGUCCGACAGCAGCAACUUCAGUGACCGCCAGCUCGAUAGCAACGGGAGCCUUGGCAGCCACCAGCAGCAGCAACAUCUCGACAGGAUUACUGCCCACAGUCGGACUGGACAGCAAUGCCAAUUGUGGUGUGCCAGCGAGCACAUCCCAAGUGCUGGCGCAUCUAAAUGCCGCCGCAGCGGCGGCAAGUGGCAUUAUGACCGCCUCGGUGCAAUCACCGAAUGUUGUAACUAGUCUGAGUAGCGCUCUAGUCCCGGCUCAGCCGGUCGCCUCCUCAGUGGCAGCUGCACUCGCCGCUGCUUCAGCCUCAUCGUUGGAUGCCAAAAGUCAGCCGAAGCGUUUGCACGUCUCCAAUAUACCGUUUCGCUUCAGGGAUCCCGAUUUGCGCGCCAUGUUUGGGCAAUUUGGCACCAUUUUGGACGUGGAAAUCAUUUUCAAUGAACGCGGCAGCAAGGGAUUCGGUUUUGUAACAUUCGCUAACAGCAACGAUGCAGAACGAGCACGCGAUCGUCUACACGGCACCGUGGUUGAGGGACGCAAAAUCGAGGUGAAUAACGCCACUGCACGUGUACAAACCAAAAAAGUGACAGCAGUACCCAACGUUGUACUGACCAAAGACGGUGCCAUACCGGCUCCAGCUCUAGUUUGUGUACAAUGGCCGGAAGGCCACUGCUCCGCUGUUAAAGACACCCCUGUCUCAGGCCCAGCAGUAGGCGUAUGCCACGGCGGCCACCACCUACACGGCGGUUGCUGCCCGGGCCGCCUAUGGCGCCGCUGCAGCUGCAGCCGCCCAACCGGCACUCGCUGGUUAUGCCACCGUAGCGGGUUAUGCGCGCGAAUAUGCGGAUCCUUAUCUAGGACAUGGAAUUGGACCCGUUCCCGGCUAUGGGGCAACUAUGUAUCGCGGUGGAUUCAACCGUUUUACGCCAUAUUAGAAAGCUACACAAGUCAGCCAAAUAAUGCAAUUGGACUACUCUCGAAAAUGCUCAAUGUAUGAACAAAAAUUAGACGUAAAUACUCGUACUCCUCCUCUACAGUGCAGUAAGUAGCAGUUAACUCUAAACCGAUAGAUGCAGAUACUCAAUCCACACUGAACAGACGCUCAAAGAUGAACAAAAACAAAUUGAUACCCAUACUCAAUAUGGAGAGUUAUAAAUCAAAGCUAAAUUUAGACA
Messenger RNA from Drosophila innubila, 2563 nucleotides. It is a transcript of the gene Rbfox1, whose product is annotated as protein bunched, class 2/F/G isoform. The transcript is spliced from 13 exons. Gene Ontology annotation, cellular component: cytoplasm; nucleus. Bases 430 to 2385 code for a protein of 651 amino acids. Gene Ontology annotation, biological process: regulation of alternative mRNA splicing, via spliceosome; nervous system development. NCBI's taxonomy places the organism in Eukaryota, Metazoa, Arthropoda, Insecta, Diptera, Drosophilidae. Gene Ontology annotation, molecular function: mRNA binding. The record is from RefSeq and is a predicted model, not a curated record.